AUGCUCGUGCUGUUGAUACCCGUUCUGUUGGUGGCUGGUGGUAAGAAUCUCUUUCUCCCUCUCUCUCUCUUUUACCAUCAUCAUCAUCAAACCUUUAUUGGCAUCCCAUACAAACAUUCAGACUAAAUAGGCCAGUGCAAUCUCGUCGCCAUUUCAACAGCACAGUCAUUUGCCAAAGGGAAGAAGAGGCGAGCAAUCUAUUUCAUCUCUGUGGGUCUCCAGCAAGGGCAGGAUCCUGUAGCGUACUUUGGCGACAAAAAAUAAAAUAGAGGAAUUAGCUACUGUCUUGGUGAACUCCUGGUCUCUCCCCUGUAAUAAGAAGCGUAUAACCUCUGUCUCUGGUUUCCAUGUUGGAAUACAUGUUGUUGUUUAGUCGUUUAGUCGUGUCCGACUCUUCGUGACCCCAUGGACCACAGCAUGCCAGGCACUCCUGUCUUCCACUGCCUCCCGCAGUUUGGUCAGACUCACGCUGGUAGCUUCGAGAACACUGUCCAACCAUCUCGUGCUCUGUCGUCCCCUUCUCCUUGUGCCCUCCAUCUUUCCCAACAUCAGGGUCUUUUCCAGGGAGUCUUCCCUUCUUAUGAGGUGGCCAAAGUAUUGGAGCCUCAGCUUCAGGAUGUGUCCUUCCAGUGAGCACUCAGGGCUGAUUUCCUUCAGGAUGGAUAGGUUUGAUCUUCUUGCAGUCCAUGGGACUCUCAAGAGUCUCCUCCAGCACCAUAAUUCAAAAGAAUCAAUUCUUCGGCGAUCAGCCUUCUUUAUGGUCCAGCUCUCACUUCCAUACAUCACCACUGGGAAAACUAUAGCUUUAUCUAUACGAAUCUAUGUAUAUGGAAUACAUAGAUGGUCUAAAAAUUGUUGGCAGAGAUCAUCAUACAUUUUACAUUUAAAGGCCAUGUGAGCUAGAGUUUCUACCAGGUGGGCAUCGCAUGGGCAGAUCCUAUCUCCUUCUGCCAUACCUGCAAACCUAUCCCAAAGGAGGUUAGAAGGAUUAGUAUUGAACCUAGCCAGCGAAAAAGCCCUUCUUUCUUGCGGGUUAAACAAAAAUUGCAAAUAAUUAAGGUUAAAUUCCUGCGCCCAAGAGAGUCGAAAAUAAAGAGGGGAACAUGUUUUUUCCGCAGCUGAGAUUAGUUCCUGGCGAUCUAUGUCCCAUAUUCUAGUUUUUAAUAUGGCCUUGACAAUUGGGAAAGCCACAGCACCCAGGAGAUCCCUGCCCCCCUCUCUGUGUGUGUGUGUGUGUGUGUGUGUGUGUGUGUGUGUGUUUGUGUGUCUCUGUCUAACAUAAACCAAUAAGAAGAGCCAGUGCUUUUUUUUUCUUAAAAAAAAUGUUUAGGGGUACUCUCAUUUUCCUACUCAUAUUGAAAUACUGCCCCCCCAAUGAGGCCAAACUUAGAUUCACCAAAUGUUUAGGGGUAUGCAACCCCCCGGCGUCCCCCCAGAAAAAAAGAGCUAUGCUGGAUCCGGCCAGCAGCCCAUCCAGUCCAGCAUCGUAUUCUCACAGUGGCCAACCAGAUGCCACUAUUUUGCAAACCCGCAAGUAGGAUUCGACCACAAGAGCCACUCUCCCCUCCAGCAGUUUCCAGCAACCGGGAUUCUGCCUCUGUGACAGCAGAGCACGAAUUUGUCUUAUAAAGCCACAAAUUUGCCUUGCAAAGCCAUCCAAGUUAGCGACCAUCGCUGCCUCCUGUGGCAGGGAGUUCCAUAGGUUAGCUACGUGCUGUGCAAAGGACUUUCUUUUCUCUCUCCUGAAUCGUCCAACAUUCAGCAACAAAGCAACAUGCAUCGAAGCAACUUCUUGCCGUCGGUCUUAAUCUCUCUCUUCCUCUCAUCCUGCUCAUGCAAUGUGCGAGAGUGAACCGUUCGCCCCACCCUGCCUCUAAUCGUGCAAGAGGGACUCCUUUUCUCUCCAGCACUUCCCAACCAAAACAGGGACAGCCUUUGCAGCAUCCUGUUUUCAAAACACGGAGGCCCAUAACUGCCCCACCCAUGACUCCACUUAGCCAUGACUUAGCCCAAGAUACUUGGCCGCUUGAUGCAAAGGACAAGAUGCCCUAGGCUACCUUCCUGCCAGCUGGCUGGACCGGCAGCCUAGAAUCACAGAGUCCUAGAAUUGUAGAAUGGGAAGGGACCCUGUGGGUCAUCUAGUCCAACCCCCUGCAAUGCAGGAAUACGCUUCUGUCCAAUAUGGGAAUCGAACCUGAAACCUUGACAAAGACCGGAAUCCUUUCAUUUAGACAUCCUUGAUGCAGAUAUUCUGAAGGAACUGAGAAAGGUAUUCAUGUAUGCAACUACUGCCGCGAGAAUGUUAACAGCUAAAUGGUGAAAAGGAGAUAAAAUACCAACUAAAAGGGAGUGGCAGGUUAAAUUAUUUGAAUAUAGUGGUACUUCAGGUUACAGACACUUCGGGUUACAGACUCCGCAAAACCAGAAAUAGUACCUCAGGUUAAGAACUUUGUUUCAGGAUGAGAACAGAAAUCGUGUGGCAGCGGUGUGGCGGCAGCGGGAGGCCCCAUUAGCUAAGGUGGUCCCUCAGGUUAAGAACAGUUUCAGGUUAAGAACAGACCUCCAGAACGAAUUAAGUCCUGAUACGGAAGGGGGGGGGCAUGUCUUCUUCUUCACCUUCUUCGCUACAAUAUAUCCAUUUAUUUCCAAUUGCCAAUGUCAAAAGGGACUAAAAUCUAUAAAAUUCAUAGAAAAUCAACUUGCCAAUUUGCUCAAUUUCUCUAGGACUCCAUGACACCUCCCCUGCCCUCCAUAAUCCCUCAAGCAAGGUGUCAAGACCCUAAUCCUGUCAAAUCGCUCUGCCAAGCCCUUCCUCUGAGCGAUGCCAGGUGACAGACUAUGCAUACAUGGACCAUUGUCUUCUCAGGAUGUGCUUAUCUGCGCAUAUCUCCAGCUCUGCAUAUUCCCCCCUCCCUCCUCCAUAUGUUAAUCCGGUGUAACCCAACCUCUUCCUAAUGUAUUCGUGAUGUAAUCUGUGUAACCCAACCUCUUCUUAAUGUAUUCAUGAUGUAACUGGGAUGUAUUUUGCACUGUAUUCUGGGACAUGGAGGGAAAUUUCAAAAGUUCAUGUCACCCCUUUCUCGCUGUUCAAUCUCGUCUUGAACCUGUUGCGCAAUAAACUCUGAUCUCCUGGAACUUGCUCCUGUCUCCGGCUGAGCUCAUUUUCUUCCGCAGGGACCCGCGGACUUAGUCCGACGAGCUGGGUGGCAGAGUAACCCCGCACCCAGAUUUUACCGUAACAGUCCUUAACCUGAGGUACCACUGUAUGUAGAAUUGGCAAAGAUGACAGGAAAAAUUAGGAACCAGACAAACCAAAAGUUUAAGAAAAAAUGGGGUUUAUUCAGACCAUAUUUAAAAGAACAUUGUUCUCAUAUGAAAUCACUGACGUGCGUGGAUUAACUUCUGCAAUGCUAUAUGCUACAAAGAUUAUCGAUAAUUUAUGAUAAGUUAAAGAAUAUACAAAUAUGCAGUCAACAAGGAAACAAAGGACCCAUACGGAGGAUGACGGAAGUCUCAACAUAUGGAACAAUUUUAUUUUACAUGUAACAUUUUCUUUGUAAUUGAUGGGAUCUGGGUUUUUUCCCUUUUGUUCUUUUUGUGGUGAAGGGACCUAAUAUUUAAAAAUAAAAUCAGGAAAGAUUAAAUUGCUAAAAAAAGGAAGAAACCUUGGUGUUAUCAGCACCAUGCUCCAACUGAAUGAGUUAUCAAGGCGAAUAUUACUUCGACAUCGGCAAUGGGAUAAUUAUUCAGGGCAAGAAGUAGGGUAGCUUAGAGACUUGAGAGGAACCACCUAGGGGCAAGUCCUCUGGCAAAGAGGCGGACUUUGAUAAUCUUUCGUUAAAAUGGCGCCCUGUGCGAAGCCAAAAUUUGGCACCCCCAAACGGAUCUUCUCAAUUUUGCACCCCCUCAGCUCAGUGUCAUGUGCAGCACCGUUCUAAAACCGGCGUUGGUCUCAGGGGCUUGCCACCCAGAAUCUGCCACCUGGCUAGUGGUAGGGCCGGCCAGAGAGCAUGCCUGAUGCCUGGACUCCAUCUGCUGUGGCGCUGUCUCCUGAAUCAGACCUCCAUCAGAGGGAGGCUUGAAAAUGAGGAAAGCUUCAGAGCAAGUGGGGUUGUUUUUGUGCCUGUUAGUAAUUGCUUGUAUAUUAUUAGCUGUGACGGCUGCAUUGCCGGGGGUCAUAGCUGUCAACUUACAGAUUUGAAAAUAAGGGACCAGCAGCCUCAAAAAUAAGCGAUCAGCAGCCAAAAUAAGGGAUUUUCCAAGCACAGGUAUGUUCAACUUCUGAGCCCCUCCGAGCCAAAGGCAGAAAGCCCAGCCAGCAGCCAAAUGAAGCCUCAAGCGGUGGUUCCCACAGCACAGCAACCCGGCAAAGGGGAUGCAGCAAGGAAAACCACCGUCACCUCUCCGCUGGGAAGCGCUGAGCAAAGGCGAGACCCCAGGCAACAUGGCCGAUUUGAUCAGCACAAGGCAUGCAAGCUCCACCCCCCAGUCGUUCUUAAGACUCCUUAUUGGGUGAGCAACGCAGCCAAGCAACACAGUUGGAGCCUCCCUCCUCCCUGGCCGGCAGGGAGGGAAGGAGAAGAGCUGCUUCCUUUGAAACCCGGGAAAUUUAAGGGACAUCAUCAAUAAGGGACAGCAGCGGGACACGGCACUGGGAUAAGGGGCUUUCCCGCCAAAUAAGGGACGGUUGACAGCUAUGCAGGGGGUUGGACAAGAUGACACUUGGAGUCCCUUCCAGUCCUACAAGUCUAUGAUUUCCUUCCUUCCUUCCUUCCUUCCUUCCUUCCUUCCUGUGGUGGUCAUGUGGGAUUGCUAUGAGGAAUUAUGAAAAAUGAAGCAAGCCAUUGUGUCAGCGGUGAAAGCAUUGCUUUGACUGGGCUUGAGUCAUUGACGUGAUUUCUGAUUCAGUCCCACAAGCCUCUGCAUCUCUGCCCCAUUUUCUCUAUGCCUGGCAGUCACGUAUAAGCAUUCUACACAGACCAGUUGCUUCACCAGGCAUCCUGGGUACAUAAAGAUAGGUAGCUUUGCUGUAGCUUUUGUUAAUCUUUAGGGCCAGGAAACAGAGUUCACAUGGAGGUGGUAAAAUGCCUGUCUUUCUUUUAUGACCUCCGGAGUUUGCUAAAGGCAUUCCUCCUUGGUUCCUGUUUUAUUUAGCCUAAAUGCAUGCUCAAAUAGGAAAUAGUUCUUUGCAGUUAAGAGACUUCCUCUGAUCUGACUUUGUCCCCACGUGGGGUUUUUUGAAAUGCUCAGAGGAAAUCUGAUUGGUUCUUACAAAUGCUGUGUAAAAGUUCUUUUGUUAAUAAAAAUGGCCUGGGCCAGGGGGUGACAAGCGCACUUUCUCCCAGAGGUCUUGCUGGUCUAUUGUAUUAAUCAGGGUCCAGUCCUUCCUUUACCUUCAGAACGCAACACUUCCUUUCUCCCACAACUCACAGCCACCACUGACUUCUCCCCACAGCCUCCAGUUGUGGAACACCUAUCUACACCCCCAAUGCCAGGGUGGUGAAUGGUGAAGACGCCAUCCCUUACAGCUGGCCUUGGCAGGUAAGGAAGCUGCUUCUCCUUCUAUUAUCUUGUGCCACAUUUAGAUCCGUUUUUUAAAAUAAAAAAACAGCAACAACAACAUCAACAGCACAACUUAUAUACCACUUAAUUAGAGGAAUAUCUCCAAACCUUUUGCAUCCAAUGGCAUAAAAUACUCACUGGCUCCUAUCCAAUGCUCAUCCUUCUCAGAGUAUACCCAUUGGAAGUAAUAGCCAUAAGGACAUAAGCAAAGCCUGCUGGGUCAAGGCCAAGGCUGAUUCUCCAAGGGACAAUUUUCCAGGGACAGUUCUGGAUUUACAGAAGCCGUCCCGGUUUCUGAUUUGAUCCCAGGAUGUCCGGCUUUCCCUUAGGACAUCUCCAAUUUCAUUGGAGAAAUGUUGGGGGGGUAUGCAAAGGGCCCCUCAUCUAGUCCAGCGCUCUGUUCCCACAGCAGCCAACCAGAUGCCUGUUCUAGGAAGCCCACAAGCGGGAAGUUAGUGCAACAGGGACUCUCUUCAAUAAGAGCUCAGUUGGGAUACAGCCCAAAUUUAGAGAUGUUAUAAGAAUUCUAAGGUCCCAAAUAUAUAUAUAUAUAUAUAUAUAUAUAUAUAAAAAAUUCAUAAAUGUACAAGGCAAACAGAUACAUAAGUACCGUAUUUUUCGCUCUAUAAGACGCGCCAGACCACAAGACGCACCUAGUUUUUGGAGGAGGAAAACAAGAAAAAAAAUAUUCUGAAUCUCAGAAGCCAGAACAGCAAGAGGGAUCGCUGCGCAGUGAAAGCAGCAACCCCUCUUGCUGUUCUGGCUUCUGUGAUAGCUGCGCAGCCUGCAUUCGCUCCAUAAGACGCACACACGUUUCCCCUUAUUUUUUGGAGGGAAAAACUGAGUCUUAGAGAGCAAAAAAUUCGGUAUAUAAGCCACAUGUCUGAAAUAGUACAGGAGAGCAAUCCUGAAGCCAUUUUGACUCUCCCAAAUUGACCUCAAUAUAUUUCUCUGCAAGGAGGGAGGAAAUGGGAAAAGCCUUCCCAUUGUCUUUUUACUUGCAAAUCCUGUCUUAAGGGCGUAUUUGUGUAUGAAUAGGGUGAGCCUGUGACCUGGAGUCAGGAACUAAAAGUAUUAACCAUCACAAAAAAAUGGCCAGGCUGCCCAGGUAUUGCAAUCAGUGACCAUUAUCGGGUACCCUGGCAGACAGGAUAUCUGCUGUAGAUCGCCUCCUUCUGUGAUGUAUGUAUGAUGUUUUAGGGGGUGGGUCUUGAGUGACAGGGUGGGCAAUUUCAAAAGUCUAUAUAGGGGCUUGCACACCAUUGCUCAGGGUCCCUUCUGCAUCCUGCGUGUGGUGAGUGAGGACCCUGUUGCAACAGUUAAUAAAGAUCAGGCUUACUAGACGCUUUGCUUCUCAAUACAGUGGUACCUCGGGUUACAUACGCUUCAGGUUACAUACGCUUCAGGUUAGAGACUCCGCUAACCCAGAAAUAGUGCUCCAGGUUAAGAACUUUGCUUCAGGACAAGAACAGAAAUCGUGCUCCGGCAGUGCGGCAGCAGCAGGAGGCCCCAUUAGCUAAAGUGGUGCUUCAGGUUAAGAACAGUUUCAGGUUAAGAACGGACCUCCGGAACGAAUUAAGUACUUAACCUGAGGUACCACUGUAUUCUCUUGUCGGCCCUUUUCUGAUAGGGAACCCACUUAAGGACUCUAUACGGGCUCUUGGAUACCCUGUAAGUGAAAAGGAAAAGUUUUUUCUUAUAGCAGUAACAAAGGUCGCCCCCUCCCCGCAUCCUGAUCUCUGUCACUGUAUAUUCUGACUCCCUUCACAGAUCUGUGUCUAGGAUGGUGUCUUAAUCCCUUCCCCGCUGCCUCUCUUGCCUCCCCACAGAUCUCCCUCCAGUACGAGAAGGAUGGCGAAUUCCGUCACACCUGCGGGGGCACCCUCAUCGCCCCCAACUGGGUCAUGACUGCUGCCCACUGCAUCUCGUAAGCUAUCUUGGAGGUGGUAAGGGGUGGGCACGGUGUGUGUGUGUGUGUGUGUGUGUGUGUGAGAGAGAGAGAGAGAGAGAGAGAGAGAGAGAGAGAGAGAGAGUUUACAGGCAGAAGGAGCUGGUUGCCUUACAGACAGGUGAACCGGUCCAUUUCGUAUUCUAUCAGUUUCCAUCAGGGAUGCAGGUGACAUGGGAUGGUCAUGCCUCGUGAUGCCUUGGUCAGACCCCACCUGAAGUCCUGUGUCCAGUUCUGGGUGCACCACAGUUUAGGGAGGGCAUGGAGAAGCUGCAAGGUGUGCAGGGAAGAGCGACCAGGGUGAUGGAGGGUAUGGGGGAAAACAACAACAACAACAACAACAACAACAACAACUUAAUUUAUACUCCACCCAUCUAGCUGGGCUUCCCCAGCCACUCUGGGCAGCUUCCAACAAAAUAUUAAAAUACAAUAAUGCAUCAAACUUUAAAAGCUUCCCUAAACAGGGCUGCCUUCAGAUGUCUUCUAAAAAUCUGGUAGUUGUUCUCUUUGACAUCUGGUGGGAGGGCGUUCCACAGGGCGGGUGCCACUACCAAGAAGGCCCUCUGCUUGGUUCCCUGUAACUUGGCUUCUCACAGCGAGGAACCACCAGAAGGCCCUUGGUGCUGGACCUCAGCGUCUGGGUAGAACAAAGGGUCUGGAGUUGGGUACGUUUAGACUGGAUAAGAGGAGACUGAGAACCACUUUCAAAUAUCUGAAGGGUUGCCAUGUGGAAAACAGAGCAAGCUUGUGUCUUGCUGCUCUGGAGGAUAGGACCCGAACCAAUGGAUUCAGAUUGCAAGAAAGGAAUUUCCGACUAAAUCUUAGGAAGACCUUUCUGAUGAAGAAAGCUGUUUGACAGUAGAACGGUCUCCCUCAAGAGGUGGUGGACUCUCCUUCAAGAGCUGCAAGCUUUUGGACAGAGUUUGGAUGGCCGUCUGCUAGAUAUGUUUCCUGCAUUGCGGAGAUGGUGGUGUUUGGACCAGAUGACUCUACAAAUCUAUGAGUCUAUGAUGGCCUCUUCUCUGUUUCUCCUACACUCUCACAGCAAAUCUCGGACAUAUCAAGUUGUGGUAGGUGAAUAUGACAUGGAUGCAGAAGAAGGAACUGAGCAGCGCAUUCCUGUGAACUCGAAUGACAUCUUUGUGCACCCCAAAUGGAUCUCUAUUUGUGCCGCCUGUGGGUAAGUGAGUUGUGGCUAAUAAUAAUAAUAAUAAUAAUAAUAAUAAUUUUUAAAUUAUUUAUACCCCGCCCAUCUGGCUGGGCUUCCCUAGCCACUCUGGGCGGCUCCCAACAGAACACCAAAAACAGAAUAAAACUUCAAACAUUAAAAACUGGCUCCAUCUUGGGGGCAGGGGCGGUCCAGUCCAUUCCUCUUUACCCAGGCCUAUGGCUUUAAAUAAUCUAUGGCCUGAGAAACUGGGAUGGAGAGGACUGUUAUUAUGAUGUCUAUUUUAUUAUCUGUCUGUAUGCUUUUUAUUAUGGCUUUGUUAUGUUUUUAUCACUGGUUUUCUGCAAUGUGUUUUUAAUGUUGUACAGUGGUACCUCGGGUUAAGCACUUAAUUCAUUCUGGAGGUCCGUUCUUAACCUGAAACUGUUCAUAACCUGAGGAACCACUUUAGCUAAUGGGGCCUCCCGGUGCCGCCGGACGAUUUCUGUUCUCAUCCUGAAGCAAAGUUCUUAACCAGAGGUACUAUUUCUGGGUUAGCAGAGUCUGUAACCUGAAGCGUAUGUAACCUGAAGUGUCUGUAACCCGAGGUACCACUGUACACCGCCCUGGGAUCUUCUGAUAAACGAUGCUAUAUAAAUUGAAUUAAUAAUGAUGGUGGUGAUUGUUUUGUUAAGCUGUUUAGAAAAAAAAUCUGCUAAUUCCCCCCCCCCCCAAACGGUGUAUAAAUUUUAUGAAAUAAAUAAAUAAACCCAUCUCUAGUCCGGCACCAGCAUUCUGGGCCAGCUGAAGCUUCAGGGCCUUGCCCCUUGGGACUGGUGGGUUGGAAGUCAGGGAGCUGACCAGCAGAUGGCGCCAGAGUCAAUGACAGGCAGAGCCAACUCAGUUAUAUUUUCUCUCCAUCCUCCUCCUCCUCCUUCUCCUCCUUUCGGAGUAUACAAUGGUACCUUGGUUCCCAAACGCCUUGGUACUCAAAUGUCUUGGUUCUCAAACGCUUUGGUUCCCAAAUGCUGAAAACCCAGAAGUAAGUGUUCCGGUUUUCAAACAUUUUUCGGAAGCCGAACGUCCGAUGUAGCUGUCAGCUAUUGUUUCCGGGGGGCCUGCACCAAACAGCAGCUGUGCCUUGGUUUUGAACAUUUCGGAAGUCAAAUGGACUUUUGGAAUGGAUUAAGUUUGGCGCUUUUGUUUUUGCUGUUUAUUUUGCAUUUUUGUUUUUGAGGCUUUUUCGGUUCAUUUGUUUUUGUGACUGUGUGGAACCCAGUUCAGCUAGUCAUUGAUUGAUUGAUUGAUUGAUUGAUUGUGUGACUGUGGAAAUGGAUAAAAGCCCCCAUCCAAACAAUGACUAUCAUCAGUGCAGGUAAGAAAAAACAUUAAUUUUAAUUUUCACCAUCCACAAUACUGUCUUAUUUAUUUUAUAGUACAGUACAUUGAUUAUUAGAGGGAAGCGGGUGGCGCUGUUAGUUAAACCAUAGAGCCUAGGGCUUGCUGAUCAGAAGGUUGGUGGUUCGAAUCCCUGUGACGGGGUGAGCUCCCGUUGCUCGGUCCCUGCUCCUGCCAACCUAGCAGUUCAAAGCAUGUCAAGUACAAGUAGAUAAAUAGGUACCGCUCCGGCGGGAAGGUAAAUGGCAUUUCCGUGCACUGCUCUGGUUUGCCAGAAGUGGCUUAGUCAUGCUGGCCACAUGACCCGGAAGCUGUAUGCCAGCUCCCUUGGCCAAUAAAGCGAGAUGAGCGUGUAACCCCAGAGUCGGCCAUGACUGGACCUAAUGGUCAGGAGUCCCUUUACCUUUACCUUACAUUGAUUACUGCUGUCAUUUUAUGUAUGAAUGGUCUCGUUAGAUAGUAAAAUUCAUGUUAAAUGGCUGUUUUAGGGGUUGUUUUUAAAAGUCUGGAACGGAUUAACCUGUUUUGCAUUCCUUUCUAUGGGAAAGCGUGCCUUGGUUUUGGAACGCUUUGGUUUUGGAACGGACUUCCGGAACGGAUUAACUUUGAGAACCAAGGUACCACUGUACCAAGGAGGAGGAAGAGAGGCAGGCCUAUUCCUUGACCCAGAUGUCAGAAGGCAGAUCAGUGGGUUUGGGGGAACUGAAGCUGGUGGGGCAGAACCACAUUUGGCCCUAUGGAUUGGCCUGGGCUGCCCCACCCAGAGAGCACCCUCUUGACUCUCUCUCUCCUGCUUGCCUCCGUCCAGCAACGACAUCGCCCUGAUGAAGCUGUCCCGCGCCGCGGAGCUGAGCAACACGGUGCAGCUGGGGUGCCUCCCCCCCGCAGGGGAAGUGUUGCCCAAUGAUUACCCCUGUUACAUCAGCGGCUGGGGACGGCUGUACAGUAAGUGGUUCCGCCCUUAUCUGAAGGGGGCCUGGAGAGGGAGGGUUUUAAAACAGAGGCUAGUGGUUUUUUAAAAAAACGGAGGUUGGGUGGCCAUCUGACGGGGAUUCUUGAGCUGCGAUUUCUGCAUCGCAAGAGGGUUAGAAUAGAUGACCUUUGGGGGUCCUUCCCAACAAUUCUACGGUGCACGCAUAUAAACAAGCUUUGUGUCCUUGGGGAGGCCAGUGGCGCUCCUGUCUGUGGAAUGGGAUUUUGGUUUAGGGGACGGGCUCAAGGGCAAAACACCUGCUUUUCUUUCUUUCUUUCUUUCUUUCUUUCUUUCUUUCUUUCUUUCUUUCUUUCUUUCUCCCUUUCGUAAUACAGUGGUGCCUCGCAAGACGAAAAGAAUCCGUUCUGUGAGUCUCUUCGUCUAGCGGUUUUUUCGUCUUGCGAAGCAAGCCCAUUGACGGAUUAGCGGAUUAGCGCUAUUAGCACUAUUAGCGGCUUUUAGCGGCUUUUAGCGGCUUUUAGAGGCUUAUCAGUUUAUCGGAUAAGCAGAUAAGCGGCUUAACGGCUUAGAAAAAGGGGGGGGAAAGGGGAAAAAACCCGCAGGAACUCGCAAGACAUUUUCGUCUUGCGAAGCAAGCCCAUAGGAGCUUCGUUUUGCGAAGCACCUCCAAAACGGAAAACUCUUUCGUCUAGCGAAUUUUCCGUCUUGCGAGGCAUUCGUCUUGCGGGGCACCACUGUAGUGGACUUUUAUUAUUAUUUUUUAUAACAAUUUAUUAAUUUUUCAAAAAUAACAGAAGAAUAAAAUAAAACAACAAUGUUUAGGGUACUCAAGAAAAUCACCAUUUUAUAGUUCAAAUCGGGGGGAAAUACAGUAAAUGGACAAAGGUAAAAGAUUCACAAAAUGUUGAGGGGUAUGCGUAUCCCCAGGAAAAAAAGCACUGAGCAUACAUAUCCAUGUUUGUUAACUAAUGUGGUUAAACAAUUUAAAAAAAAAAAAAAAACUUAGACUGAGUUUUAGCACACAUGAAAAGCUUAAAACAAAUCCUUAUUUCCUGAUGAACAGCCUUUGGACUAUAAUAUAACUUAAACAGAAAACUAUCUUUAGAAAGAUCUCUCCUCAAAAAGCGUUUUAUUUCAAAAAUCCAAUUUAAAUUAAAAUUAAAUUUAAAAAAUCCAGUUUAAUAUUUUUUUAAAAAUCCAAUGUAUUUUAUUAAUUUUUUUAAAAAAACACCAUUGAUUUUUAUCCACCCUGACCCUUGACCCUUGACCAACUGCACCUUCCUUCGCAGCGAACGGCCCCCUUCCAUCCAAACUCCAGCAGGCCAUUCUUCCCGUGGUGGACAAUCAACACUGCAACCAGAAGGACUGGUGGGGAGGCGUCAUCCGGCAAAACAUGAUCUGCGCAGGAGGGGACAUCCGUGCCGGCUGCAAUGUAAGUCCGGGGGGGAAAUGGGAGUUUGGCCCUUGGAAGACGGAGGAACAAGAGUCUUGGAGGAGAUGCUUUCAGGGCUAGCCGAUGUGCUGUGGCAUCCAGCCCUCCAGAUGUGGCCGUCGAGAGCCGGUGUGGCAUAGCGGUUAGAGCAUCGGACUGAGACCCGGGUUCAAAUCCUACCCCCUCCAUCUAGCCAGGUAGCUCUCAAUGGGUGUGUUAAGUUGUGGGUGAACAUAUCAGAUGACGCAGCGAUUCUUCAGACAGCUCUUGUUUAUUCACAGGCCAGAACAGAACUGAACUGAAGGGUUCAGCCAGCCUGCUUAUACAGAGCUCAACUACAAAGCAACAGUAACAACUUUCUGUAACUAUCCAAUCACUGAACGUCACUUUCAAUUCCUUAUUUGCAUAUGCAGACCUGAGUGAAAACUAUCUACAGUAUCCCCUGCUGGCCCAGGGUGAAAACUUCAGUACAUAACAGGGUGACCUUGAGGGGCAGUCACUCACUCUCAGCCUCACGGGGCGAUUGUCGAGAGAACAAGACAGGGAGGAAGAGGAGUAGCUAAACUGCAGCUAGGAAGCCAAGCUCGUGAGCAAUACUCUGGUCUUGAGGUUAAUACCAUGUCCAAACACUUGUCAAAAUAUUCACAAGCUUUCACUUAAAAAAACAAAUGGUAAAGUUUGUUAAGGAGUGCCAAGUGUUGCUAGAAUAAUCCCACCCCACCCCAUUCCCAAAGAAGUUUAACAAUCAAUCAUUCUUCCCGGGAAACUCUGGGAACUGUAUCUUAGGGAGAGGACUACAGUGGUACCUUGGUUCUGAAACUUAAUCCGUUCUGGAAGUCUGUUCCAAAACCAAAGCGUUUCAAAACCAAGGUGCGCUUUCACAUAGAAAUUAUGCAAAAUGGAUUAAUCCGUUCCAGACUUUUUAAAACAGCCAUUUAACAUGAAUUUUGCUAUCUAACGAGACCAUUGAUCCAUAAAAUGAAAGCAAUAAUCAAUGUCUUGUACUAUAAAAUCGAUCAAUCAGUAGCUGAACUGGGUUCCACACAGCCACAAAAACAAAUGAACCGAAAAAGCCUCAAAAACACAAAGUAAAAAGCAAAAACAAAAGCACCAAACUUAAUCAUUUCCGAAAGUCUGUUUGACUUCUGAAAUGUUCAAAACCAAGGCACGGCUUCCGAUUGGUGUGGGCACCCGGAAACAAUAGCCAACAGCCGCAUUGGACGUUCGGUUUCCAAAACACGUUUGAAAACCGGAACACUUUCUUCUGGGUUUUUGGCAUUUGGGAACCAAAGCGUUUGAGAACCAAGGUACCACCGUAUAAGGUCAGUGACCUUAACAAACUACAGUUCCCAGGAUUCUUUGCCGGAAGCCCUGGCUGUUCAAAGUGGUAUCUAGAACUUUAAAUGUACGGUGCAAAAGUGGCUUACAAAUGCUGGCCUCCUUUUAUUUCCCUUAGGAUGAAGGGCAAUGCAAUGUACUUACUUGUUAGUUUGUUAGUUUGCUUGCUGAAUUUAUAGUCCAGCUUUCCUCCUGGGAGCUUAAGGCAGCAACCACAUUUCUGGCAAGUACCGUAUUGGCCUGAAUAUAAGCCGCACCCGAAUAUAAGCCGCACCUUUAAAAUUCAAGUGGGGAAAAAGAAAAAAGGCAAUACCCGAAUAUAAGCCGCUCCCUUAAAAUUCCGCAGGCACCCGUAAAUGGCAAAUGUAGAAGAAAAUCCUACAGCUGCUAGAGAGGACCCACAAGUGGGUUAAACACCUGUUUGUAGCACCGUAAAUGCAACAAACAAACAAACAAACAAAACAAUACUUCACUGUAAAAUACAGUGAAAGUGAUGGACGACAUUAGAAUUAAUUGCACAACAGCCUCAAGCUCCCAAUAAAAAUUUUUUUGUUGGUUUUUGCCGUAAAUAUGCUUCAGCAGCGAUAUCGUAAAGGCAAAUUUUUACAAGGUCACGAAUUUAAGCCGCACUUUAACUUUUCACGGUCGGAAUUUGGGUUGGGGGAAGUGUGACUUAUAUUCGCCAUACGGUAUAGUGGGUAAGUAUGUAUACUCCAUAAGAGCAAUGUUGUUUUCUGAGCGGGGAGUCUGAUUUAGCGAAAAUGGCAUUGCCUCUGCAAAACCUGGGGGAGCCGCAAGUUUCAAAGAAGCGCAAAGUAUUUGGGGGUGAGACUUCGGUUCAGGGUAGUAGCUGGGGGGGGCCCCAUCCUAAGCAGAAUCUCCCCCUUCAGCGCUUUCACCGUACAGCUUAUUUCCAAUUGCAGAGUUGUAGAGGGACACCCAGCGGUCAUCUAGCCCACCCCCAAUUAUUAUUAUUUUUUUGCUGCGUUUUCCAGGGCGACUCUGGCGGCCCCCUGAACUGCAAGGCUGCUGACGGGAGAUGGGAGGUCCAUGGCAUCGCCAGCUUUGUCUCCGCCUUGGGGUGCAACGCCUUGAAGAAACCCACCGUCUUCACCCGCGUCUCCGAUUUCGAGACCUGGAUUCAGGAAGUAAGCGGUUGCGAAGGAGACCCACCCGUGGCUCCAUGCUUGGAAGUGCAUUUCAGCACGGCGGGGUGACAAUCGAAAAUAAUUUGGGAGAGCCCCUUUCCGAAGCUUCCUUUUCCUCCCAACCCCCUGGAUGUGAAAUCAAAACAGCGUCUGCAUGCAAGUACAGUGGA
Messenger RNA from Podarcis lilfordi (Lilford's wall lizard), 15077 nucleotides. Lineage: Eukaryota; Metazoa; Chordata; Lepidosauria; Squamata; Lacertidae. The record is from the annotation of a GenBank genome assembly.